Messenger RNA from Syngnathus typhle (broad-nosed pipefish), 3470 nucleotides. It is a transcript of the gene canx, whose product is annotated as calnexin. Gene Ontology annotation, biological process: protein folding. NCBI's taxonomy places the organism in Eukaryota, Metazoa, Chordata, Actinopteri, Syngnathiformes, Syngnathidae. Gene Ontology annotation, cellular component: endoplasmic reticulum membrane; endoplasmic reticulum. The transcript is spliced from 15 exons. The coding region runs from base 152 to 2008 and encodes 618 amino acids. Gene Ontology annotation, molecular function: calcium ion binding. The record is from RefSeq and is a predicted model, not a curated record.
UCGGCUGUUGACAGUUGACAGGAAACGCCAGGAUGUCCCUCUCUUGCCCAAUCAGCAACAGGUGAGGGCGUUCCCUGCCGUUUCCCAUUAUUCCCACGUGAUUGUAGACGCCAGUUCUCAAGCAGGCGGUUGAGUAUCUGGUGUGCAGACGAUGGAUCGUACGGUGUGGUUGUUCGUUGUUUUGGCAAUGGGUGUUCUCUGCCUGAGCCUGGCGCCAGCAUGUGAGGCCCACGACCCUGACGAGGACCUCCUGGGUGAGGACAUGGACGUUGAAGAUGAAGACCUGGACAUGGAUUUGGGAGCAGACGACGAGCCGGAGGACGACCACGACACCCCGGCGCCUCCCAAAACCCCGCCCGUUCCCAAGGUGACCUACAAAGCUCCGGAGCCAAUGGGAGAACACUACUUUGCCGAGUCUUUUGAUCGUGGAACGCUGGACAGCUGGGUGGUGUCCAGUGCCAAGAAGGAAGACACGGAUGAUGACAUCGCCAAGUAUGAUGGCAAGUGGGAGGUAGAGGAGAUGAAGGACAGCAAGCUUCCCGGCGACAAAGGUUUGGUUCUCAAGUCUCGUGCCAAACAUCACGCCAUCUCUGCCCUGCUGCUGCGACCAUUCACUUUUGACACCAUGCCACUCAUUGUUCAGUACGAGGUGAACUUCCAGGCCGGCAUCGACUGCGGCGGUGCUUAUGUGAAGUUGCUCACUCAGACACCUGAACUGGAGCUGGCCCAGUUUGUGGACAAGACGGGAUAUACCAUCAUGUUUGGACCAGACAAAUGCGGAGAGGACUACAAGCUGCACUUCAUUUUCAGACAUAAGAAUCCCAAGACAGGACAAUACGAGGAGAAACACGCCAAGAAGCCCGACGCUGAUCUGCGCACAUAUUACACUGACAAGAAGACGCACCUCUACACCCUCGUGCUAAACCCCGACAACACAUUUGAGAUGCUGGUGGACCAAACGGUGGUGAACAGCGGCAGUUUGCUGACGGACAUGACCCCCCCAGUCAACCCCCCCGCCGAGAUUGAGGACCCAGAUGAUCACAAGCCCGAAGACUGGGACGAGAGACCCAAGAUCCAGGACCCGGAUGCCAGCAAACCUGAAGACUGGGACGAGGACGCUCCUGCUCAGAUUCCCGACGAGAAUGCGGUCAAACCUGACGGCUGGCUGGACGACGAGCCCGAGUACAUCGGAGACCCCGAUGCUGUCAAGCCCGAGGACUGGGACGAGGACAUGGACGGCGAGUGGGAGGCGCCUCAGAUCCCCAACCCGGCCUGCGAGGCGGCGCCAGGCUGCGGCCUUUGGAAGCGCCCCACUAUUGACAACCCUGACUACAAGGGCAAGUGGAAGGCGCCCAUGAUCGACAACCCGAACUACCAGGGCAUUUGGAAGCCUCGCAAGAUUGCCAAUCCGGACUUCUUUGAGGAUCUGCACCCCUUCCGGAUGAGCGCUUUCAGCGCUGUGGGCCUGGAACUGUGGUCCAUGACGUCCGACAUCUUCUUCGACAACUUCCUGGUCACCGACGACCGCAACGUGGCUGAACGCUGGGCCAACGACGGCUGGGGCCUCAAGAAGGCAGCCGAGGGUGCUGCUGAGCCGGGCCUGGCGGCUCAGAUGAUGAACGCGGCAGAGGAGCGUCCAUGGCUUUGGGUCGUCUACGUGCUGACCGUGGCCUUGCCGCUUGUCCUCAUCUUCGUCUUCUGCUGCACCGGCAAGAAAAAAAGCGAGGCCCCAGCGGCGGCGGCGGACUACAAGAAAACGGACGAGCCUCAGCCUGAUGUGAAGGAAGCUGAAGAGGAGGCCCAAGAGGAGGACAUGAGCAGCGCAGAUGGCAAAGGUGACGGCGAGGAAGAGGCCAACGAUGAAAGCCCCGCCGACAAAGAGGAGGUGGAUGGCGACAAGGAGGAAGAGGACAAGGAGGAAGAGGACAAGGAGGCGUCAGUUGAAGAGAAGUUGGAGGAUGACGUUCUGCGGAGAUCUCCCAGGAACAGGAAGGUCAGAAAGGACUGAUCAGUCUCAAGCCGCAGCCUACCUCCCUCGCUGUAUUCCCCAUCCCCCCUCGCAACCAUUCUCGGCCUCUCAGCCUCUACGCAGAAGCGGGUGGGAAAAGAAUGAAAGCGCCGACAAUUCCAGUGCUGGCAGGACUGACUUUGACGGAAGUUUUUUUUUUAUUAUUAUUAAUAUUUUUAUUUUGAAAGAGAUUAUCCAAGUCCAUUUGCAUCUUCCUGCAUCAUUCCGAAACAAAACGUCAGCGCAGAGCCCAACUCGCUACACCAUCAGAUGGACAGUCGAACAACAUUGGGAUGCUGUCGUACACUUGUUAUUGCUAUCAAAUGAUUGAAAUGAUCAGAACCAGCCAUAGUUGGAAUCUAAUUGGGUAGUUCAUCAUCUGGCAGCCAUUAAUUAAUUAGCUUUCUAAUGUUCAGCACUUGGGGGGGGGAAAGUCACAAAAGGUGGUUCCACAGUUUGUUACUCCUGCCAACAUCGUCGAAGAGCUUGUCAUUGUCCUUCGUGAGAUUAUACAUCAUCGGCAUAGAUAGGUGAAUGAAACAUUAAGUAAAUCUAAUAAUUGUUUUCUUGACUUUUGCCUCAAGUUUUGAUUUUCAUUUCAAAACAUUUGAGGAAGCAAUUUCCUUGUACUCCUUUUGUUGACAUCUCACCUUGUGAUGUGUCAGUUCUGACAAUUCAUCAUGAGAUUGCAAUCAAAUAUGAAGGUUGAUGAUCAAAGACUAGUUUUGUUUUUAAAUAUUAUUUGAUCAAUCAUUUUAACGUAGAUAUGCACUGAACAGGAAGAGGCUGAGUCACAUCCUGUUUUGAAGCGUCGCUUUCUCAGUGCGUCUGUUUCCUUUGCUACUUAGCUUAGCCUUAGCUGUGGAACUCGAGUCAGUUUCUUUUGUUUUUGUCUUCACAAUCGGCUUACUCAUUGACUGUCGUAGAAAUUAUAGGUCUGUUUAGGUCCCACUAUAUAAACGUCUCGAUAUAGUGAGAAGGGAGAGCGGAAUGAUAUUGAACAGUAAAGAAUCAUUAACUCAUUUCUGACUCCCUAAUCAAUAUUUUGAUUUUAUUAUAUGGCAUCUAAUAUUGUGAUAAGGGAGUGGGGUAUGACUUUGAACAGUUGCGGCGUUAAGUAUCAUUCACUCGUUCCUGACUCCCUAAGUAAUAUUUUGAUUUUAUUACAUGGGAUUGAGAUUGAUCCUAAAGUCUUUAGUCCACUAGCAUUGUCAUCAACAUGACGCUGCCUGCUAACACGGUAAGGUUCACUUGCUAACUGGUCUUUGUUUUUUAUUAAUAUAUUGAUUUUUCAUUUUUAGCAUUUUGUGUUGAAACUAUAGCGUUGGCCCCGCCUCUUCCUGCUGUACAUGUGGCGUGGCAAGCGAGCAAGAUGCUGCCAGUAAGGUCCAACUUUGACUAGAAAUACUGUGACAGAUGCUGAUGUGUUUUGAUGAAUAAAAAAGGCCAAACGGAACAUAAA